GAUUAUUAGACCGUCAAAAAUUCAACAAUAAACAUCAACCAUAUUGCAAUCCAGCACGUUAAUUCAAAAGUGGCGGCGGGGACUAGCUGUCUGGCGCCAUCUAGAGGAACUUCCAAAAAUAAAAUCGCGUUAUGAAUACGUAUUUUCCGGGUAUAACUUCAAUCAGAAAUUCUAUAUUCAACCGAUCGCACAGACAGAAAUCAUAAUCAUCGAUUAGAUCGAACCCAUGGAAUCGUUGAAGGAGGACGAAGAGUACAACUGGAGGGAAGUGAAGCUCCCGUCGCUGAUACCGGUGGUUCCGCCGCCUGAACUGGACAGGGAGACCGGGGAGCGGCGAAGAGGCCGAGACAUAAUCAUUGCUAUAGAUCACGGCCCUAACAGCAAACACGCUUUUGAUUGGGCUAUCGCUCAUCUCUGCCGUCUCGCCGAUACCAUCCAUCUCGUCCACGCCGUUUCCAGCUUGAGAAAUGAGAUUGUGUACGAGAUGACACAAGGGCUUAUGGAGAAGCUUUCCGUCGAGGCUUUUGAGGUUGCCAUGGUAAAGACACAGGCUAGAAUUGUGGAAGGAGAAGCAGGUAAAGCUAUAUGCAAGGAAGCAGAAAGGUUGAAGCCCGCAGCUGUGGUUAUGGGUACUAGGGGAAGAGGCUUAAUCCAAAGUGUCUUACAAGGCAGUUUUAGUGAGUACUGCUUUCACAACUGUAAAGCAGCUCCUGUAAUCAUAGUACCUGGAAAAGAUGCUGGAGAUGAAUCAGUGCUUUAGUGGAUCUAUGGUUGGUAGCUGUAGCUGUUUUAUGUAGAUCAGUGAAUUAUCAACCAAAAAUAUUCAAGUGAAAGCAUGGGGAGGAAUUAGGAGAUCAUUCCAUCCUUUAUUGAUGAAGGAAUUAGAAGAGACAAAACAACUUCUUUCUCUGAGAUUAUCGAUUGCUUCAAAAAUAACCUUUAUGAGUAUUUGCAGAAUAUAAUAAUCUCAUUAUUUCACAUAUUCUUUCCCUGAGAAUUUGAAUCGUAUUACCAUGAUUCGUUUUAGUUGAAUUUGCUCAAAGAUAUAAUGAUUAAAUUUCAUUUAUAGUAAAGUAGCUAAAAACUACUACUUGAUUGGUUGACAUUACAAAUGCGCUAAAAGAUAUUCUCAUCUUUAUCAAAAGACAGGUUCAUAGAAAAUUUUACUAAUGGUAAUGAGUGGUGAAUUUGAUAAGUGAUACGGAGUAUAACUAUCUCAAUUCGGAUGUAUAGGCCAACCAGAAAGUAGUAACCUACUUGGGCUUUGGUCAUUUUAGGAGAAGCAAAUAUAUCUUUUUUACAAGAAUAUUACUAAAAUAAAACUUAUUUACAUAAAUAUGACUAUUCAUUACUACAACGUGGUGUUGUAGUAACUUAAGUUGAAAACUUGAACAUGAAUUAAUAACUAUUUCAUUACUAUGAUUUCAUUACUACUGUAGUAACUAGUCAUAUUUUUAUAAAUCAUUUUUAUUGUGGUCAUAUUCAUGUAAUUAUUUCAUAUAUCAUAGCUUUUUUAGAAAAUGAUUUUUAUAGUGAUUUUAAAAGAUAAAGCUCAACAAUUAAAAUUGAUAACAGUAAAAAGUGAUAACGUUUAGGGAAAAAGUGAUUUAGUUGGGCCAAAAAUGGGGCUAAAUUUUGGCUUGGCUAUUGGACUGAAAAUUAAAUGAGGUGAAAUUCUAUUCACAACCACUUAAUAGAAUAUUAUAAGGUAUAUUUGUUUCCUAUUGUGUAUUAAAAUCUUAAUAUAAAUAGACAUGUCGGGGCUCCUAUUGGAACAGCUUUUCCCGUUUAUUCACAUGGUAUCAAGAGCAUAGGGCUAUUUUUUCCCCCACUUCUCUUUUCUAAAAUUUAGCGCAGCCGCAGUUCUCAUGGAGUCCAGUAUCAACACUGUACCUGUCACGGAGGUUUCCUCCUCCUCCUCCCAGUCCAUCUCCAUUGUUGUCACACUCGUAUUCACGAUUGCGGCUUCUACGGACGUUUCUACCACAACAACGUCAUCUGGCGCCGUGCUUUCCUCCACGCCGCAGCCAGAGUUUAUCAACCCGAUGAUUGAAUUUUCAUCCUCCCUCUGGACGCCAACAAGUCAGUACAGCCUCUUCAACAGCAUCCCGCCGCAGCUUCCAUGGUCACAGGUGGUCCCUCCAGCCAUCACGUGCCCAGUGUCUUCUCCAUCUAACUCUUAUUUUGGGUCAACGUUCGCUGGAACGCCGGGAAUAUUAGACCAGCACAUGAUAAUCUUCUGUUUGGAUCUUCUAUGGUUACGUUGUCGCAAUCCGUUUCCCACAACAUCGCUAAUGUGAGUCAAAUUGUUACUAUCAAAUUGAAGGAUGUUGAAAACUACCUUACACGGCACACACAAUUUGAAUCUUUCCUCGUCUCUCAAGGGCUAUUUGGUGUUGUUGACAGCUUCAUUCAGGUACCUCCCAUGUAUACAGUGAAUUUUAAUAAUCAGCAAAUCAUUAAUAAAGAGUAUUAUCAUUGGCUUCAGGUAGACCAAACAAUUCGUUCUUGGUUGUUUGCUACUCUUUCUCAUGAUGUAUUAACUGAUGUGCAUGAUAUUAAACAUUCAUUUGGUAUAUGAGAUCGUUUGCAAAAAUGUUUUAUGUCGGCUAGUUUACCUCGAGCCAUGGAACUUAAGCGUACCCUGAAUGGAAUUAGAAAGAAAGAAAACCAGUCUAUGGAAAAUUAUCUGCUUGAGAUUAAGAGAAAGUUGCUGAUGCUUUAGCUACAAUUAAUUCCCCUGUGAGUAACAAAGAAUUGUUGCAAUGCACGUUGUAUGGACUGGGACCUGAGUAUCAGUCGAUUGCGGCCACCAUCUCUCUUUUUCCAGUGACUUUACUCUCACCAACACUACCCCGACUUCUCCACCAGUUCUUCUUCCAUAGUUUCUAAUUUUCCAUAUAGGAUUUCCUCACCUUCUGCCUCUACUCGGUCUUCCAGUAUUCCUGCUUUUCCAGUAAGUAAACCCAUCAACCAUCAAUCUCAAACCCCACCACUUCUGCCCCAUGUCCAUGGUCAGCCCUUCAUUCCCGAACUAUACCAUGACAACAGCAGACUCCAUCCCCUGUUGGCCUGUUCGCCCGCCCUCUCCUCCAGCAGUGCCUGAAGCUUCUGCCACCCAACCCGUCUCGGCCCUGGAGUUACAACAGUCCACGGCCGCUGUGUCCAGUUCCUCUAUGUCACAUGGCCAGCUUGCUAAUAAACAUCCAAUGCAAACUCGGACUAAGUUGGGAAUUUUUAAACCCAAAACCAUUUUCAAUCUAAACACUGUUGUGUUAUCAGCUGAUCCUACUUUUUUUCUGAGGCUAAUAAACACUUAAUAUGGCGUGAGACAAUGGCGGAGGAAUUUAAUGCUCUUAUUUCUAAUAAUACUUGGGAUUUAGUUGUAAAGUACGUUCCUACUCAGUUGCAGUUAGCUGACAUUUUUACUAAAGGUUUUUCUAGUCAGCAAUUUAAUUUUUUAAAAGACAACCUGCGCGUUGUAUCUUCCGCACAGUUCGAGGGGGUGUAAUAGAAUAUUAUAAGGCAUAUUUGUUUCCUAUGGUUUAUUAAACUCUUUUAAUAUAAAUAGACAUGUCGGGGCUUCAAUUGGAGCACCUUUUCCCAUUUAUUCACACCACUUUUUUUUCGAAACACGGCCACAUAUUUUAUUUAAUAAAUAAAAUUAUUUUAUCUUCCCCGUUAUAUCCUUUUUUUGAAGGGUCCCCGUUAUAUCCUUCUAGCUCCUAAAGUGAUAGUAGGCCAUAUUACCCAUAUAUGCAGCCCUCGGUCUCCAUUUCACCCUCGUUGUUCCUGUUAGACCCUAGAUUUUGAUGAACUAUUUUGAUGAUGCCAAAAGCUUUUUGUUAUCUCCCCUCUAUUUGUAGCAUUCUUAUAAGUUUGGAAAAUGUAGUAGUCUUGGUUAUCCUCUGCUGUAACAUCUUGAAAUUGACUAGUACUAAGAAAACCUAUCUAGAUGUGUCUUGCUCCUUGGUCCAUUUAAUUAGACAAAUAAAUUUGACUGAAAAAAAACAUCUACCAGUUAAGUUGUACACAAUACCUGCUAAACUUCACAAACUCUAAAAGUGACAAAAACACGAAUGUAAAAACUAUGUACCAAAUUAAACAUACUGGA
Molecule: messenger RNA, 4114 nt
Organism: Cuscuta epithymum
Lineage: Eukaryota; Viridiplantae; Streptophyta; Magnoliopsida; Solanales; Convolvulaceae
Source: the annotation of a GenBank genome assembly